AUGUCCUCCUCAUACGCCGCGCUGCAGCUCGAGCACCCGUCGCUCCCGGCCUUCCAACCCUUCCUCUCCCCCUCAUCACUCCAGCCGCUCUCGAUCCUCUUCCUCGCCAUCGCAUUUGUGUUGACGUUCUAUUUCUCGACGCUGCGGAGCAAGUCGACUCUCCCCGUCUCCGAGCUAGCAGUCGGCGGACUGGCAAGCGUCUUCGGCGGUUUCGGACUCGUCUUUGCGUUCUGCGCGAUCGGGGCGAACGUCUAG
Messenger RNA from Rhodotorula toruloides NP11, 255 nucleotides. RefSeq lists its product as uncharacterized. Gene Ontology annotation, biological process: protein N-linked glycosylation. The record is from RefSeq and is a predicted model, not a curated record. The transcript has 3 exons. NCBI's taxonomy places the organism in Eukaryota, Fungi, Basidiomycota, Microbotryomycetes, Sporidiobolales, Sporidiobolaceae. Bases 1 to 255 code for a protein of 84 amino acids.